AUGUCGGAAGACCUUGCUAAGCAGUUAGCUAGCUACAAAGCUCAGCUUCAGCAAGUUGAGGCUGCCUUAUCUGGGAACGCAGAAAAUGAAGAUUUACUAAAAUUGAAGAAAGACUUACAGGAAGUCAUAGAAUUAACCAAAGAUCUCCUUUCAACACAACCUUCGGAAACUCUUGCAAGUUCUGACAGUUCUGCUUCUGCUCUGCCCAGUCACUCCUGGAAGGUUGGGGAUAGGUGUAUGGCGAUAUGGAGUGAGGAUGGACAGUGUUAUGAAGCUGAGAUUGAAGAAAUAGAUGAGGAGAACGGAACAGCUGCAGUGACAUUUGCUGGAUAUGGCAAUGCUGAAGUUACACCUCUGUUCAACCUCAAGCCUGUGGAAGAGGGAAGAAAAGCGAAAGAGGACAGUGGCAACAAACCCAUGUCCAAAAAAGAGAUGAUAGCCCAGCAACGAGAGUAUAAAAAGAAGAAAGCUUUGAAAAAAGCUCAGAGAAUCAAAGAACUUGAACAGGAACGAGAGGACCAGAAAGUCAAGUGGCAACAGUUUAACAACAGAGCCUAUUCUAAAAACAAAAAAGGCCAGGUAAAGAGGAGUAUUUUUGCUUCCCCUGAGAGCGUAACUGGCAAGGUUGGAGUCGGAACAUGCGGAAUUGCAGACAAACCUAUGACACAGUAUCAAGAUACCUCUAAAUAUAAUGUCAGGCAUUUGAUGCCUCAGUAACAGGGGAAAAAGGUGGAACUUCAUCUCUGCAGGGCUUUACACUUAUCUUUUUAUCAUUAUAUUUUUCUAAAAGUAAAUUAUUUGUUGGCACAUAGCGAGUAGUCCAUUUUGUCACCAUCACUUUGGCUUCAGCUGAUAUGAGCCUUAAAUCUCCAGCUAUUGAUUUGACCCCCCUAAUCAUUAAACUUUUUGUAGUUGCAUUAAAAUAUGUUCUGCAGGUAAAUGCUUUCAUGAACUGCUGUUACUUGUUACUCUGAAAGC
Messenger RNA from Nipponia nippon (crested ibis), 978 nucleotides. Lineage: Eukaryota; Metazoa; Chordata; Aves; Pelecaniformes; Threskiornithidae. The record is from RefSeq and is a predicted model, not a curated record.